This is a messenger RNA of Rotaria sordida, 2011 nucleotides long. Lineage: Eukaryota; Metazoa; Rotifera; Eurotatoria; Philodinida; Philodinidae. The record is from the annotation of a GenBank genome assembly.
AUGACAUCGUCAUAUUUAGUUACAAUUCCCAAAGCUAAACUUAAUUUAAAAACGGUGAAAGAUUUUAUUACCGGUAUAUUUAUUGAUAAUUCUGGCUCAACAAGUUCUCAGUUGGUUUCAAUAGGAAAAAAUGUUUUAGAAACUGAAUUGAAUAUUUGUCAAGUUACUCAGUUUGAUUAUGUUGUUCUUUGGAAUACAUCAGCUAAAUUAUGUACAAAUAUUGAAACAUCAACACCGCAAGGUGGUACAAGUCCAAUGGCUAUAUUUCACAAUGAAUCAACGAAAGAAGCAUUUAAUAAAUCUGAUGUUAUUGUUUUUGUUACCGAUGGAGAAAUUGAUAAUAGUAGUGUUACACAGGUAAAAAAAGAGAAAAGAAAACUGAAUAAUUUGAAAUUUCUAUACAAGAAUGAAACCAUCGAGUUUUGAAAAUAAUUAUCUUUUUUUUUUCUUCAAUUAGUAUAAUCAAUCGAUAAUUUGACAAAAACUCGUUCGAUCGUACGAAAAGAUAUAUUGUUUAGUGUGAGAUUUCAUGUAUUACAAUGUUUUAUUCUAUCGCUUUCCUAGUAGACGAAUAUUUCUUUUUACCGAAACUAUAAAGACUAAGCGUGUUACUGGUCUUUUCUAGCUUUGUAGAAAUUGAAUCGCGACUAAAACACAGAUUAAAAUUAUGUUUGAAAAUUGCUGAUGCGUAUUUCGUUGAUAAUAAAAGAAAAGUCUUAAUCAUUCAUAUAAUAAAAAAAUAAUUCGAGUCUUUCGAUCAUCUUUUGACCAAAUGAGCAAGUGAUUGAACCAUUCAUUGCACGUCGAUUGAUAAAAAUGCUGAUGUGAGUGUGGAUUUUUGGACCCGGACCCGACCGCUUAAGUGUUUUAGAUCCAAACACAAUGAUAAAUCGGUUUAGAUAUUGGGUUGUCAAUAAAGUUUUUGUGUUUUUUUUAAUCCUCUAAAAUAUUCGCGAAGCUUUCAGAAGUUUCCAUACUUAGGGUAUAUAUAUAGGGGGCACGAAUAUCUUGCGAACAACAAAACUACGAGUAGAGAAGCUAGUUUCGAAUUAGAAAUGGAGAUUUCUCGUAGAGAGCUCCGAGUGGUUUUACUUCAUAAAUUCCGUUUUAGGCCGUGCAGCAACAGAAGCAGCAAGCGACAUAUGCAGCACGAUGGGCAACGAUGCACUCUUCAUUUGUACAGCACAACAUGGGCUCAACUUGCUUUUCAAAUUUGGGCCUUUAUAGGACCAUUAUAGAGUAUGGACAGGCUAAUGGAAACUUUUAUUAUCAGAAAUAUACUCUAAAGCCGCAUUGUUGACCCGAAUGCUUAUUAUAUCAGUUAAUAACUCAAUAAGCUCUAUAAAUUGGCAACACUAAAAUUUGAAAAGUGAGUGAUCAAACCUUUGCCUUCCCUCGUCAGGACGAGGGAAAUUGUCAAGUUCGAACUUCUCAUUCUUAAAUGGAUUGAGCCAAUGUUGCACUGUACAAAUGAAGAGUACAUCGUUGCCAAUCGUGCUGCAUAUGUUGCUGUACGGCCUAAAACGGAAUUUAUGAAGUAAAAGCACUCGGACCUCUCUACGAGAAAUCUCCAUUUCUAAUUCGAAACUAGCUUCUUUACUCGUAGUUUGAUUGUUGUUCGCAAGAUAUUCGUGCCCCCUAUAUAUAUACCCUAAGUAUGGAAACUUCUGAAAGCUUCGCGAAUAUUUUAGAGAAUUUAAAAAAAAAACGCAAAAACUUUGUUGACAACCCAAUAGUAUAGUCAAGAAAGGUUUUGUUGUUUUUUUAUCUAUUUUCUAAAUACAUUUGAUUUCUUUAUUUUCAUAAAACGAAGAAAACUUUAAAAAAAUUCAAAACACAUUGUAUGCAUCAAAGUUUCCUUCAGACCCGAACCGGAUCCAGGUCCUACCCGACGGGAUCUACUCCUCACCAACAUCUCACUAUUAAAGUCAAAGUUUCAAGUAUUUUGAUUUAUUUCUAUCCUGCAAUAAGAACAUGAAAUCUGUUGGUAUAUAUGAGUGAUUUAAAAGAC